AUGCCCCGCCACGACGCCGAGUACGAGGUGCUCCUGUCCGAGGACGUUGACGCCUCGGAGGGGUCGCAGUCGCCCCCACCGACAGGUGAGCGCACGUCCCCGCUCGCCCUCUGGCUUGGGGCCCUCGUCCUCGUAAUCGCCGCGACGGACCUCGCCGCGGUCGCCUACACCGCGCGCCUCGCGCGCACCGUGUUCGCGCCAAAGGACUUCGCCGCGCGCCUCGAGUACGCAAGCCCGUACAUCGGCCUGGACGAGCUGUACGCGUCGGGCCAGGCGAACGCGUCCGUGCUGGAGCCGAUCACGAUCCGCCCGCGCAUCGCCGCGCAGGUGUUCGUGCAAGAGCCCGACCGGCCCGCCCCGCGCGGCGAGCACGACUACUGGCACGAGACGUACGGGCGGAUGUCGCCCAACGAACGACGCCUGCGCGUCAGCCCCGACGUGCACACGAUCAUCCAGUUCCGCGCAAUCGACUUCGGGAUGGAGGACUGCCGGCUCGUGCUCACGCUCCCCGCGCUCGGCGAGACCCUCGAGGCGGGCGCGUCGCUCUCCAUGACGCCCGGCUCGCGCAUCGAGCUCUUCCACCUCGCGGCCCCACGGCCCAUCGACGUGCAGGCGCUCACGUACCGCUCGCGGCCCCGCGCGCAGGGCAGCGUUGGGUCGGUCGUCGUGGACGGGAAGGGGGGCGACGUGGAGUUUUACAAGUUCCCGUGUAAGUGGAGCUCGCUGCACGCGUUCGAGGUGCAGUGUGUGGAGGGCACGGAGUGCGCGCUGGACGUGUGGUCGAGCCAUAACACGACGUAUGGUGUGAACAUGGUUCAGUAUCAGACGAUUUAA
Trametes versicolor FP-101664 SS1 is the source of this 834-nucleotide messenger RNA. RefSeq lists its product as uncharacterized. The transcript is spliced from 4 exons. Bases 1 to 834 code for a protein of 277 amino acids. The record is from RefSeq and is a predicted model, not a curated record. NCBI's taxonomy places the organism in Eukaryota, Fungi, Basidiomycota, Agaricomycetes, Polyporales, Polyporaceae.